Messenger RNA from Humulus lupulus (European hop), 1430 nucleotides. Its product is annotated as ethylene-responsive transcription factor ERF106-like. The transcript has a single exon. The record is from RefSeq and is a predicted model, not a curated record. Gene Ontology annotation, biological process: ethylene-activated signaling pathway; regulation of DNA-templated transcription. Gene Ontology annotation, molecular function: DNA-binding transcription factor activity; DNA binding. The coding region runs from base 43 to 819 and encodes 258 amino acids. NCBI's taxonomy places the organism in Eukaryota, Viridiplantae, Streptophyta, Magnoliopsida, Rosales, Cannabaceae.
UUUUUAAGUGGGACCACAUUGAUAUUACAUUGUGUAAAAAUUAUGUACCAUUUAAGUGUUCCAAUCAUUACUCUGAAUAUAUUUAUAAAGUUGAGUGGCCGAGCUACUAUCAAAUUUAUUGUCAAAACAAAAAAAACAAAAAUGAAAGCAGUAGACGAAUUCUCAGCUCUAGAACUCAUUCGCCAACAUCUCCUGGGUGACUUUACCUCUACUGAUUCCUUCAUCGACAGUUUGAAUACUGUUUGUGACGAUUACACUUCUAAAUCUACAACGACCACUACCUCCUCGUAUCAAUUCCAACCCGUUAAACAAGAGUAUUCCCAAUCCGAAUCCGAGUCCAAUUCCCCCAUUUCCCACGACCCAGAUCAAUUCCUCGACUUAAUUUUGGAACCCAAAUCCGAAGCUGACCCUCCUGUCGAGGUAGCAUCGCUGGAUUCGACGAACAAGACUACAGCAUCGACGGAGGACUCCGGCGAGAUAAAGCACUACAGGGGAGUUCGACGACGGCCGUGGGGGAAGUUCGCCGCGGAGAUUCGCGACCCGAACCGUAAGGGGGGUCGGGUUUGGCUGGGGACGUUCGACACCGACGUGGACGCUGCCAAGGCUUAUGACUGUGCUGCAUUCAAGAUGAGGGGUCGUAAGGCCAUUCUGAAUUUUCCGCUGGAAGCCGGGCUAUCCGACCCGCCCAAGAAUACGGGUCGAACCCGGAAGAGGAGGAGGUUGAGCUUGGAGCUAGAUGAGGCUCCUGAACCCGAAAGCUUCGAGUCCGGCGGUGAACAGAGUUGGGCUUGGACGUCGCUGAAUUCGGAGUCAGUUUGAUGUAAGGAACUGUCACGCGCGGCCGCUAACUCGGGGAGCGGUAUGAUGACGUGGGGAUAAAUGAUUGGAAAAAGGUGGUAUUUGUAUAUAACGUGGAGAAUAAGAUCCACGUAAGCCGGUUUUUACAUUAUUAAACGACGACGGAUGUCGGAGACGAGAGAGUGGCUAUCGUGAAAACGACGUCGUUUUACUCUUUGGCCCCAACAGGAAAAAAAAUGACGGGUGGGAACUAGGGUGAAGCUCUGACAGACAGCUUGAGCUUGGUCGGCAACCGCCACAGACUUUUUAAGAAGUCGCACCACCGCCACUCCCAAAUACUUUGGGGUUGUUUUCAAACCUGAGCUGAAGAGAAAGUCUCAAAUUUCAUAUAUAUAUUCGUGUUGACGUUAAAUGUUGUAAUAUAAAUGUAUUAUAGAUAGACAUGAACGGUAUGUUUAGUCCAAAAAUAGUAGAACUGAGCUCAAAUUAGUAACUACACUAUUUUGGGUUUGGAGAAUUGGUUCUCUCAUAUUACUAUACUAUCUCUCAUCAUCACUCCCUACAUUGCAAACCAAUCCACCAUUUUGUCUGUGAAUAUUGCUAUGAGGAGGAAUACACUCGAGUGUUGUUUA